Messenger RNA from Micropterus salmoides (largemouth bass), 2157 nucleotides. It is a transcript of the gene rgs4, whose product is annotated as regulator of G protein signaling 4. The transcript is spliced from 5 exons. The coding region runs from base 141 to 773 and encodes 210 amino acids. The record is from RefSeq and is a predicted model, not a curated record. Lineage: Eukaryota; Metazoa; Chordata; Actinopteri; Centrarchiformes; Centrarchidae.
GGGGUGGAGACACCCAUAGCCUGCUGUCUAAAACCGGAGAACACAGCUCAACAAACCUCUGCUUCUCGGGAUUCCACUGUUCCCUCCCUGUUGUCGUUUACAACAACAAAUUUGACUUUGUGUCUUAAGCAUUUAACAGCAUGUGUAAAGGACUUGCAACACUUCCUGCAACAUGCUUGAAAAGUGCCAAAGACAUCAAGCACAAAAUAAGCUUCUUACUCCAAAAGCCUGAACCCCAAGCAGCGGAUCAGAAGCAGACGAAAGAGAAGACUGUCGCUGCCGCAGCGGCUGUGAAAAGGGUACCUACUGCAGCUGAGGUGGAGAAAUGGAAGGAGUCUUUCAGCCACGUGAUGAGCAGUGAAAUGGGUCGUACAGUCUUCGCCAGCUUCCUGAAGUCAGAAUUCAGCGAAGAGAACAUGGACUUUUGGGUCGCCUGCGAAGACUAUAAGAAGACUGCACCUUCCAAGUUGCAGAUCAGAGCCAAGCAGAUCUACCAGCAAUAUGUAGAGGCAGAUGCUCCCAAUGAGGUAAACUUGGAUGCAGUGACCAGAGAAGAAACAAGGCAGAAUGUCGAGAACGCCUGCCAGUCUUGUUUUAAUGAAGCUCAGAAGAUGAUCUUCACCUUGAUGGAGAAAGACUCCUACAGGCGCUUCCUCAACUCCAAACUGAUCCAGGAUCUGGGUCAGACACAGACCACCGCUGCUCAGGAGAAGAAAGAGAAGAAAAACUGUGACUUUGCCGAGAACAGGCAGGCGUUAACUGGAGGUGCCUGAAUGGCAAGCAAACAGGGAAGACUAGAAGGUGACAAAGAUUGAAAAUGUAUGUGAAGGAAGAUACAAAUAAAGUAAAGACUAGAAAACCAGUGAAUUAGAAGGUUAAUGUGAUGUAGUAAAGAUUUGUCUGUCUUUUUUUUUUACUUAACAUUAAUCCCUGAAAGUCUUUGGUAGUCAUUUAAGGGUUUGAAUUGGCUACUGUAUAUCUGUAUGUGCAUUAACCAGAAAAAUAUUUGAAUAUUUCACCAUCAGCUGUCGGGAAUUUUUUCCCUUCCCAAAGGUUGAUGGUAACUGAUUCAUUAUUUCAAUAUUUCAACACACUAUAUAAAUACAGAUAAUGCUAAAAUGUUUGCAUUAUGAAGCUUAGCUUUUUCUUAUGCUUUCACUGCAAAACAUAACCUGCUCUCCAAGUCAUGGCCGGUUUCUAUUCAUUCUCACACCAGAUAAAGUCUAACAUGUAAAGCUACUUUCACCAAACAGACACACCUUCAAACAACCUUACUGCUAGUGCAGCAUGUCGUCAGUGGAAUAGCGUGGAAGUUUUGAUCUAUUUAGGUAAUAAUGUACACUUGUAUCUUUAAAGUAAUAUAUCAAGUUCUUUCUAAGAAGGACUAAACUUAACGAAGUGAUGAGAACACAGACAACAAAAUCAUACGUUGAGUGAUAAAAGCAAAUAUGACUAACCUAUCAGUAUUACAAACAUCAGUGUUUAAUUAUGAUAAUGACCAUUAACCCAGUACAGGUGAUGUGGGCAUAUUUAAUUUUUGGGUAUAGAUGAAAUGAAUCAUCUUACUCAUCUGCUUUGUAGUGGGGUUUGACUUUAGGUAGACCCAGUUAUUUUCCAUCAUAUUGACUUGGGAACAUAAAUGUUACGGAUCAGCAGCUACUGCUUCACGUUUUACUCAGUACUUAUAUACUGUACUGUAUAUGUUCAUACAACAACAGAUGGAUUAUAUUGAUGCCUAUGUUCUCAUUACUGGAAAUUGUCUGCGUCUAGUGGGAAUUUUUAAAAUGCUUUAAUAUUGCAGUAUUGAUUUUCUGUUGCGUGUAAUUCAGUUAACAAACAGUCCUGGUGAAAAGGUCAAACUGUGACUCAUUAGAUCGUUUCUAAAGAGUUUUCCUGUAAGUCAAACUGUUUUGUUCAGAUGUUUAAUACCGUGAUUUGUACAGGGUACUUAAUAGUAUGUUUAACUAUAAUGUUACACGUCACUUUAAUUGAAUGGAUUUUGGUGGCCUUUCUCACCAAAAUGUUUCAUCAACAUACUGUGAUGGUCUGAUCAAUGGAAAACUAGAUACUGUAUGUAAAUAUUUAUUAAAUGAUGCCAUUGUCCUAUUUAUAUCAUAUCUGUGGCUAUUUACAAAUAAAAUGUGCUGAUAGUCAGAA